AGCGUUAGUGUAAGCGAGUUAACGUGACAUCGUUUACAACUCGCGUUCGAGGGUUACCAGCGCCCAUGUCGAUCGUUCUAAUAAUAGCACUAUCAGUGUCUAUUUGCGGUUGGUAUGAUGAGGGCCUAUGCAGUGGGUACCACUGUCGUAUGCAUCGGAUUUACAAGUUAGGCCAGUGGAGUUGAAAGCCCUUGGGUGGCGAAUAUUCGAGAAGGAAUAGCGGAAGAAGAAACAUCGGUAGGUUAUAAGGAUGAAUGCACACCUAUUUGAAGACACCGGCAUCGAGAUUUCCCACUCACUCUUGAGCUCAACAACACUGUCACUUCCGAAUUGAAAAGCAUUACUACAACCGUUUGCACUCUUCUAAGACGGCUACCGCCACCAACACAAAAACCCACUGCCAAAGCCAGACAAAACCACCAGCAAUCAUGCACUUCGCUACUGUCCUCCUCCCCACCCUUCUCUCCUUCACCACCCCGAUCCUCUCCGCCCCGACCUUGAGCCCCCGCGAAACGAGCUCCAGCCUCCUCCCCUGGCAACUCACCGGCAUAGGCUUCUUCUCCCCCUCCGGCCGGCCCGGCAACUAUCCCUGGAACACCAUCACAGCCAGCAUCACCGACCCCAACGCCCUCGACCUCGGCACCAACAAAGCCGGCCAACCCGUCACCCUGCCCGCCAACAACACAGCCUCCAACUGCCGCGCCAUCUGGCUACGCGGAGAGAACCCCUUCAACCGCUCGUGGCCCUGCGACGACAACGCCGAAGCAGACGGCUACUGGACCAUGGAGAUUCUGCAGACGCCCGAAUUCGGCUUGACCAAUUUCGACGUCAGGUUCCGGCGGGUGGCGGAGGUGGGGAGCUUGGGCCAGAGGUUUGCCAGGAAGUUUGUUGGUGAGGUGCAUUUGCAGGCGCCUGAGACGCUGUCUGGGACUUGUGGGGGGAGUGGGGUGUGUAGUUGGGGGUUGAGGGGGGAGGGCUGA
Molecule: messenger RNA, 980 nt
Organism: Westerdykella ornata
Lineage: Eukaryota; Fungi; Ascomycota; Dothideomycetes; Pleosporales; Sporormiaceae
Exons: 2
Coding region: 429-980 (183 amino acids)
Source: RefSeq, a predicted model, not a curated record